GAACGGAACACGUUACGAGAUUACGGUCCGAGAGGCGGAUGCCAACGCACGGGACAGCCGUUCCUUGCGUCGGCACGUCGACCUUGCAUAGAACGUCUUUUCUUCUGGCGCGCUAAGGCGCUGUUCUUUUUAUAAUUUACUAGUAAGAGUGGAAGAAAAAACAACGACACUUGUUGUAGGCUAACCAUGGAGCUGAACAACGCUGCGGGAGCCCCGCUCGGGGCCGUGGCCUGUCCGGUGUGUACCUUGUAUCUGCGCGAGGGUAUCAGUCUGCAGAAGCAUCUGGACACCCAUCCCAAGGAGCAGGUUAUAGAAGCUCUCAUCAAGGCCAGCACCUCGUACAUUCAGUCGCAUCAGCAGCAGCAACAGUAUCAGCAACAUCCGCAGCAACAGUAUCAGCAUCAUUCGCAGCAGCAACAGCAGCAGCAACAAGCUGCGGCUUCGCCCCAGGCGUCAACCGGCUCGUUACCGGUGUCGCUGCAGGCUCCGCAGGCCUCGCCGCAGGCUCCUACCUCUAUUCAGACUCCGCAGACUUCGCCCCAUGUCUCGCAGAACUCCCCGCACAUCUCAGCACACUCGCCGUAUCCCAUAGGACCCAUCUUCGAAUGUCCGCCCAUAAGUACCAUGAUGCCGCCGCAGUUUACCUCGUUCAGCUAUCAGCAAUUCGUGAACAACGGGACCAUGAUGAUACCGCAGUACGCGAUGGCGCCGCCCCAGGCGAAUCAGAUGAUGCAGAUGCUGUACAAUCCCUACGGUAUGUACCAACAGCAGCAGAUACCCACCGUCCAAAUGAUCUCACCGGUUGCAGCUAUCCCGGGCGCGACGAGGAUCCGGCCAGUGGUCACCAUGGCCGGAGAGAGCAGUGUCAGGACCGCGCUGGCAAUUCCUGUAAAUAGUCCCGAGCCGAAGCAGAUCCUGCCUGAGAUUUUGCCGGACACCGAGGGAGAAUCCGGACAAGUCAUGUCGGACGUUAAUCUACCGGCCGCCUCGCCUGCGUUGGAGAACGAGGAGGCGUCCGUCAGACAGGAGGAGACCAACGACGACAACGCGCUGCCCAUCGAUCACAGAGGACAGCAGCUGCAGAGUGCCUCGUCGUCUGGUGAAACUACGGUGCAGCACGGCUACAACGCUAUUCCUAGAUCCAUCACGAUCGCCUGCGCCAUGAACAGCACCGACGACGACAAAGUGGAGAGCGUGCUGCCGGACAUGGAGGACACGGAGGAGCCAUCGAGUACAAACAUCUCGACUGUGACGUACGAGCAAGCUGAGACCCAGCAGUUUGCGCAGCAGGGAAUCGUGCCCGAUGGCUACGUGAGUUUAUCCAAUAGGAAGACCAACGCAACGAAUGACGUGGAUUCGAUGGCGUGCGACGUCGAGGCGGAAAUGCUGAGCGAGGAGAGGCCGGGAAGUCGCAACAGUAUCGUCAGCAGUAACGUUUUAUCACCGCGGGACCCGGUGGCGAUAGACGCGUUGAAGGAUUCCAUUCAGCCUGAACUGAAUUCGGUGGAGAAGCUGGAGAAUCUGAUCACCAUAAUGGAGACGGAGCUGAACAGGGCCUCGCUCGAGAAGGACGAGGCUCUGUCCGACGAACGGGAGAGACUGGUGGACACGAGGGAGAAACCCGACAGGCAGGAGACCGUGAUUCACGACACCGUGGUGACGAUUCUAGGCCCCCGCGAGAAGGACCACAUAUUGCCCGACAUGCAGGAGGAUCACAACACGUGGUGCCCGAACGAUUACGCGGAUAAUAACGAACUGAGAACGCUGGAGCAACCCUGUUAUUUCUCGUACAACGCGUCCGAGUGCCCGAAAUUGGACGACGGAUUGCAGAGACUGGAGAGAAGUUUGCACAUGUACAAGUAUAAGCAUAGUUUUUCAGCGCCCCCGUCUCCGGUGACCGCGAGGAAGUGCCGCAGGAGCACGGGGCGUCGUUUCAGCGCGCGGUCGGAGCUGGGAUCCUGCGAAAAUCUCAACCAGUAUCACAACCGUCCUCCCGGCUACGAGGACGGGCCGGCGAUGCAGGACGAGGACGAGGAGGAGGAUGAUGACGACGACGAGCUCGACGAGGACGAGAAGUUGGACGAGGAGGACAACUUCGACGAGGCGGACAUGGAGAUCGAGGAGAUCCCGAGUCCCCAUACGCCUUUCGCGGACUGCGGCGUGAGAUCGCACACUCCGCUCUCCACCAUCAGCGGUAUAUCCGUGUUAAGAGUCCGGACGGAUCUCAGCAAGCCGUGCUCGCCCACGUCCAUGCACUCGUUUCACCACGUGGACAGUGACAGCGUGAGUCACGACGAGGACAGCAACGGUGUAGAUAAUAAUCUUGUAGAUAACAUUGCAGAGAAGGACCCGAUCGACUGCUCGCAAGUCGAGGAGAAGACAAUUAAGACUGACGAUCAUCGGGAGGAGAACCUGCACGACAAAGUCGACAAGGUUCAGGAAUCGUCGAGCAGCAACAGCAGCAUCAGUAGCAGCAGCAGCAGCAUCAGCAGCAGCAGCAGUAGUAGCAGUAGUAGUAAUAGCAUAAAUAAUAGUUACACGUAUCAGCAAUCGGUGAUAACCGAGCACGUCAGUUCAUUCCCUGUGAUGCACUCGCAGCCAUCGGUCUUGAUGCACGAAGGCUCGUCGUACUCCGCGAAGACGCCGCAGAAUCUCCUGAACCUGUCCGAGUCGAUCGACCCGACGACCAGCGCGAUCGGCCAGGAAUCGAAGGGCUUUCACUCCUCCGCCGCCAAGUCUACGUUGAUGCCGAAGCAACCGAUGGAACUGCUCAACAUAAACGAGGACGCUCACGCCGGACCGAUGAACGUCUUUGAGUUCGACGGACUACAAAUAUUAGUUCCUAGUACAUUUAUAAGCGAUUCGUCCCAGAAAGCGGUGAGCGCGACCAGCCAGCAAUCCAUGGCGAGUAGCGAGGGCGCGAUAGGCAUCGACGAGGAGGUCAAGAGCAUCAAUAUGCGUGCCGACGAGACUAUGCCGCAGGGCGAAUUGUCCGAGCAGGAGAGCAACGGAUGCACCGAGCCGUCCGCGUGGCAGAUGUACAUGGGCCAGGAAUCUUCCCGCAUGUCCACCUCUUAUGAUCUCCUGGCGCGUGAAAGUUGGGAGGAAUCGGAGGGAUCCGACAACGAGAUCAGCGGACCCUUGUUGGACAGCAGAUCCCUGGCGACCCACUUCACCUCGAGUCUGUUCCUGGAUCGAGACCGGAAGACCCCGACCAAACGGACGUUUAAGUGCUCCCACUGUAACGAGGUGUUCGACUGCCCGAAGGAGCGUCGGGUUCACAGUACAACGGUGCACAAGGAUGCGGUGGCCAGCGGCAGCAGAGACCAGCUGGAGCUGCCGGAGAUCAAGGAUAUCAAGCUGCUAGACAAUCGCGUGAACGUGUUCGAGGAUAUAUUCGUGCCGGCCGGGCUGCAGCACAUGCAGCAGAUGUACCAGCAGCAUCAUCAGCAGCCGCUUCUGCACCAGCUGCAGCCACCGCCGACGCAGCCCGGCUCGGAGCUGGGUCUGACCAAGGCCGAGGCCGAUCAGAAGAUUGGCGAGAACCUGGUGAUACCGUCGAGCAUCGAGGUGACCUGCGCGAUCUGCAGCCAACGUUUCGGCAGCGAGAAGUCCCUGCAGAUACACCAUCGGCGUAUGCAUCUGGCCGAGGUGAAGCGCAUCCGCGAGAACGCCAACAGUUAAAAAAUGUCAAGCAAAAGGAAGAGCGACACCCAGGUGCCGGCCGAGGAGAGCGACUUGCUAUCGAUUCGUCCUCUGGGUGCCGGCCAGGAGGUCGGCAGGUCCUGCAUCAUGCUGGAAUUUAAGGGCAAGAAGAUCAUGCUGGACUGCGGGAUCCACCCGGGUCUCUCCGGUAUGGACGCCCUGCCGUUCGUCGACCUGGUCGAAGCCGACGAGAUCGACCUGCUGCUGAUCUCCCACUUUCACCUGGACCACUGCGGAGCGUUGCCCUGGUUCCUCCAGAAGACGAGCUUCAAGGGCCGCUGCUUCAUGACCCACGCCACCAAGGCCAUCUACCGCUGGCUGCUCUCGGAUUACAUCAAGGUGAGCAACAUCGCCACGGAGCAGAUGUUGUACACCGAGUCUGACCUGGAGACCAGCAUGGACAAAAUCGAGACGAUCAACUUCCACGAGGAGAAGGAUGUCUUCGGCAUCAAGUUCUGGGCCUACAACGCCGGACACGUCCUGGGUGCAGCUAUGUUCAUGAUAGAGAUCGCUGGGGUGAAGAUCCUCUACACUGGAGACUUCAGUCGUCAAGAGGAUAGACACUUGAUGGCAGCGGAGAUCCCAAACAUUCAUCCUGACGUUCUUAUUACAGAGUCCACCUAUGGCACGCACAUCCACGAGAAGAGGGAGGACAGAGAGGGCAGAUUCACCAAUCUGGUGCAUGAGAUUGUCAACCGAGGUGGCAGAUGUCUGAUCCCAGUGUUUGCGCUGGGCAGAGCGCAGGAGCUUCUGCUCAUUCUGGAUGAGUAUUGGAGCCAGCAUUCGGAACUCCAUGAGAUACCCAUCUACUAUGCCUCCUCCUUGGCGAAGAAGUGCAUGGCAGUCUACCAGACUUACGUCAACGCCAUGAACGACAAGAUCAGGCGGCAAAUCGCCAUCAAUAAUCCUUUUGUCUUCAAACACAUCUCGAAUUUGAAGGGGAUAGACCACUUCGAGGAUAUUGGACCCUGCGUGGUCAUGGCUUCUCCUGGUAUGAUGCAGAGCGGCCUGUCCAGGGAGCUGUUCGAGUCCUGGUGCACGGACGCGAAGAACGGCGUCAUCAUAGCGGGCUACUGCGUAGAGGGUACCCUGGCCAAGACUAUUCUGUCGGAGCCUGAGGAGAUCACAACCAUGUCCGGACAGAAGCUGCCCCUGAAGAUGUCCGUGGACUACAUAUCCUUCUCUGCGCACACAGACUAUCAGCAAACGUCUGAGUUCAUACGCACCCUGAAGCCGCCCCACGUGGUGCUGGUGCACGGGGAACAGAACGAGAUGGGUCGACUGAAGGCUGCCUUGCAACGGGAGUACGAGGACGAUCCCAGUACCAGCAUGGAGAUACACAAUCCUCGAAAUACGGUGGCGGUGGAGCUGUAUUUCAGAGGUGAGAAGACCGCCAAAGUGAUGGGAACUCUGGCGAUGGAGACUCCCAGGCCUGGACAGAAGCUGUCGGGCGUGCUAGUGAAGAGGAACUUCAAUUAUCACAUGCUCGCGCCUUGUGACUUGUCCAAGUACACGGACAUGAGUAUGAGCCAAGUUGUACAGCGGCAGAGUGUCUACUUUGCUGCAUCUUUGCCUGUCCUGAAGCAUCUGCUGACGCAGAUAGCAGGCAGCCUGGAGGUGGUUGACGACAAGAAACUGAGGGUGUUCAAGAACGUCGACGUCACAAUCGACGGCAAGCUCGUCAUGAUGGAGUGGGUGGCUACUCCGGUCAAUGAUAUGUACGCGGACUCCGUUCUGACUGCGAUCCUGCAGGCUGAGAUAAUGGACCAGUCGCCGAAGAUCCUGCCUGCACCAACGAAAAUGGACCGGAUGCACUUCAAAGAGUGCCUCAUAGAGAUGCUGCAGGAGAUGUUCGGCGAGGACUCCGUGCCCAAGAUAUUCAAGGGUGAGAAGCUCUAUGUCACGGUGGAUGGGAAGAAGGCUCAUAUAGAUCUGCUGAACCUGGAGGUGACUAGCAAGGAGGAUGAGACUCUGCAGCAGAUAGUGCAAACCGCGGUAACGAAACUGCAUCAGUCGUUAGCGCCGCCUUGUGAUGUGAUCUAGUGUACAAAUGGAUAUUAAGAUGUAACAUUCAUUUUCAUAUCAAAAUUAUUUUACAUCAUUAAAGAUACAUAUUUAUUGUUUAUAAAUA
Nylanderia fulva is the source of this 5836-nucleotide messenger RNA. RefSeq lists its product as uncharacterized. Gene Ontology annotation, biological process: regulation of transcription by RNA polymerase II. Gene Ontology annotation, cellular component: nucleus. NCBI's taxonomy places the organism in Eukaryota, Metazoa, Arthropoda, Insecta, Hymenoptera, Formicidae. The record is from RefSeq and is a predicted model, not a curated record.